Messenger RNA from Penicillium manginii, 1161 nucleotides. RefSeq names its product serine hydrolase domain-containing protein. The coding region runs from base 1 to 1161 and encodes 386 amino acids. The record is from RefSeq and is a predicted model, not a curated record. The transcript has a single exon. NCBI's taxonomy places the organism in Eukaryota, Fungi, Ascomycota, Eurotiomycetes, Eurotiales, Aspergillaceae.
AUGGCUGACACGCACGGCACCUGUGACCCCGCAUUCGAGUCGGUCCGUCAGCUUCUUCAAAAGAACAUCGCGAGUGGCGAAGAGCUGGGCGCAUCUUUGUGUGUCAAAAUCGACGGCAAGAAUGUCGUCGAUAUCUGGGGAGGUCAUACAGAUGGAUCAAAGACUCAACCCUGGAAGGAGGAUACCAUAACACCGGUAUGGUCUUGCUCUAAAGUUGUGACCAAUCUGGCUGCGCUCAUCCUGGUCGAUCGCGGCUUAUUGGACGUGAAUGAGAAUGUUGCCAAAUACUGGCCGGAAUUCGGCGCAAAUGGAAAGGAAAAUGUCAAGGUGGCUCAUAUCCUGAGUCAUUCCUCUGGUGUUUCAGGCUGGGAGCCGUCAUUCGGGAUGACCUGGGAGGAUGUCUAUGAUGUCAAGUCAGCGAACGAAAAGCUUGCUGCACAGGCACCUUGGCACGCUCCUGGUGAACUCAAUGCGUACCAUCUAGUGAACCAAGGCCAUCUAGUCGGUGAACUUGUUCAGCGGGUGAGUGGCAAGUCACUGCGACAAUUUAUUGCGGAUGAGAUCGCGAAACCUCUGGAUGCGGACUUCGAUCUCGGAAGACCAGAAAGCGACUGGCCACGUAUUUCUCCCGUCGUUCCUCCUCCUGAUGUUGAUGCCAGCGCAUUUGCCAGUCUAGAUCCCAACGGCGUCACAGCAAAGACCUAUAUGGGAUCUCCUUUGAUCGGCGCUGGUGAGAAAGCCAAUACACACGGGUUCUGGAAAGCAGAAAUGGGUGGUGUGGGUGGCAUUUCUAACGCACGAGCUCUGGCUCAAAUCGGCUCUAUCAUGUCUCUCAACGGUACUGUCGGUGGGAAACAGUAUCUCUCGCCAGAAACUAUCGACAAGGCACUCCAGGAACAGAUCUCCGGACCUGAUGCAGUCCUCUUUUUCUAUAUAAGGUUCGGACUUGGGUUCGCUCUGCCAUCUCCAGAGUCUCUGCCCUGGAUUCCAGAUGGCCGUCUCUGUUUCUGGGGUGGAUGGGGUGGCUCAAUGAUUAUCAUGGAUCUAGACCGCCGAUUAACCAUUGGGUAUGCUAUGAACAAGAUGCAGCAAGUCGCAAUAGGAAAUGAUUGUUCCAAGGCGUAUGUUGAGGAGAUUUAUCAAGUUCUCAAGAAUAUUUGA